Acanthoscelides obtectus is the source of this 1192-nucleotide messenger RNA. The record is from the annotation of a GenBank genome assembly. NCBI's taxonomy places the organism in Eukaryota, Metazoa, Arthropoda, Insecta, Coleoptera, Chrysomelidae.
CACAAGUUCAGUCCAUUCAUUGAAUUGUGAAAGCACAGACGGCGAGAUACACUGAUAUCUACGUAAUACGUAAUCACAUGUUUACUUUGAAAACCCAAUUAGCUAUGUUCAUCACAGCGACGAUGACUUUAUUUCGAAAAUCGCCCCAUGACGAUUACUGGGUUGAUAACAGAUUAUAACAAAGAAAACACAUUAGAAUCUACAAUUUAGAAUGGUAGUGUUGGAUACGUCUUGAACUUGACCUGUGUACCUAUUGUAAUCAUAACCAGCUAGUGUCAACUAAAAAAAUGGAGUUCGCCCUGGGAGGCGCGGCAGCCAUGUGCGCUGGGUUCUUCACAAACCCUUUGGAAGUAUUGAAGAUUCGUAUGCAACUACAGGGUGAACUGCAGGCUAAAGGACAACACGUGGUGCACUACAGGAAUGUCCUGCAUGCAGGAUAUGUGGUAGCUAAGAAUGAUGGGGUGCUAGCUUUACAGAAAGGGCUUACGCCUGCUUUGUGGGUGCAGUUGAUCAUGAAUGGGAUGAGAUUGGGUACGUUCCAGUUCUGUGAUAAUAGAGGUUAUAUACGAGACAAAGAUGGAAAUAUUGUAUUUGCGCAAAGCGCCUUGUGCACAGGGUUUGGUGGAGUUUUGGGACAGUUUUUCGCCAGUCCUUUGUUUCUAGUGAAGACUCAGUUACAGUCCCAGGCGACUGACACGAUCGCUGUGGGACACCAACAUAGACACAGAGGCUUAUGGGAUGCUCUGAAGAGGAUAUAUGGUGGACACGGAGUGAGAGGCUUAUUCCGAGGAGCGUCAGCCUCUAUACCAAGAGCGUUCUUCGGCUCUAUCUCUCAGCUUAUAUCAUUCGAAUACGUGAAACAGUAUUUGUACAAAUACGAUCACUUCAAAGACAAAAGACUGCUGACGUCAUUUCUUGGUGCCAUGGUAGGAGGCGUUGCUGUUAGUAUCACUAUGACGCCGUUUGAUCUCAUCUUAACUAGACUGUACAAUCAACCGACUGAUGAGAGAGGCAAGGGAAGACUUUAUAGAGGUUAUGUAGAUUGCGUUAUCAAAAUCUAUAGAAGAGAGGGCCUAGCUGCCUUUUAUAAAGGCUUUGGUCCGAUGUAUCUUAGGUUAGGACCACAUACGAUAUUAUGCCUAGUAUUCUGGGAUCAGUUUAAGGCUUUGGAGAAUAAAUACUUUCAUUAAUA